Messenger RNA from Sphenostylis stenocarpa, 2565 nucleotides. The record is from the annotation of a GenBank genome assembly. Lineage: Eukaryota; Viridiplantae; Streptophyta; Magnoliopsida; Fabales; Fabaceae.
AUGGCUGCAACUCCUUCCAAAUCCUUUCAAACUCCCUCCACAUCUAAACUGCGAUCGCAAUCCAAUUCUAAAUCAUCGCCAGCUGUAAACCCCAACACUCCGCAAACCCUACAUCUUCGCAGAUCCGCUCGCGCCAAGUCCCUCCAUUUCGAUACUCCCCAAUCUCCCCACGCAACUCGUGAAGUCUCCCUCACAACUUCGAAGCGGAGGACUCGACGAUCCAUCGAUUAUGUCAAGGAGGAUUCUUGCGAAGUCAAAGUCGCUACUUGGCAAAAUUUAGCUAAAAAGAACGGUUCAGUUGUCGAUGCCUCGAACAAGAAGAAGAAUAGGAAGGGCUCCAGUGAAGCUGCGUUUGCUCCGGUGACGCCAGCUUCGUUGGAGAAGACCUCAAAGAGAAAGAGGGAAGGUGAAGGGAGUGUUGUUACCAGAGCUAAAAGAGGGAAAUUGGAGAAUCGGAAACAGAGUUCAAAAUUGCCUGCGAGGCGCGUUUAUUACAAAAAGGUGAUCUUCGAUGGGGGAGAGUUUGAGGUGGGGAAUAAUGUCUACGUUAAGAGGAGAGAAGAUGCUGCCUCUGAUAAUGAAGAUCCCGAAUUUGAGGAGUGUAAGAUGUGUUUUUUGACAAACGAGGAAGUCAUGAUUGAGUGUGACGAUUGUUUGAAUGGGUUUCAUUUGAAAUGCUUGAGGCCUCCGUUAAAGGAUGUUCCUGAAGGGGAUUGGAUAUGUGGGUUCUGUGAGGCUCGGAGGAUGGGUAAGGAGGUUCAGCUUCCAAAGCCUCCUGCGGGUAAGAAAGUGGUUAGAACUAUGAGGGAGAAGCUUCUUUCCAGUGAUUUGUGGGCUGCUCAUAUUGAAAGCAUAUGGAAAGAGGUGGAUGACAACUACUGGUGUCGGGUGCGGUGGUAUACAAUUCCGGAAGAGACUUCUGUUGGGAGGCAACCACAUAACCUGAGAAGGGAGUUAUACCGAACUAAUGACUUUGCUGACAUUGAGAUGGAAUCUGUCCUUAGACAUUGCUAUGUCAUGAUCCCCAAAGAAUAUGCUAAAGCGAACAAUAUGGGAGAUGAUGUUUUCUUAUGUGAAUAUGAAUAUGACAUCAAUUGGCAUAGUUUCAAACGUCUUGCUGAUAUUGACAAUGAAAGAGAGAAUGGUGAAGAAACUGACAGUGAUGAAGACUGGAAUGUUGACAAGGAAUCAGACCCUGAUACAGAUGAAGAUUUUGGAUAUGAAGGAGAAAAUAUUAAGGAUGGAAAAUGCCAGCCAUCGAAAGGCCAUCACUUAGCUGCAAAUCUACACAAGGGACGGUUCUUUGGACUACAGAAGAUAGGCACAAAAAGAAUUCCACAGCAUGUAAGGUCUCACAAACAUACUGAUCUUGAGAGAGCAAAGGCUACACUGUUGUUAGCGUCCCUGCCUAAAUCUCUACCAUGUAGAAAUAAAGAAAUGGAAGAGAUAACUACAUUCAUCAAAGGUGCUAUUUCUGACGAUCAAUGUCUUGGGGGUUGCCUCUACAUUCACGGUGUUCCGGGAACUGGCAAGACAAUGAGUGUACUAUCAGUAAUGAGGAGUUUGAAGUCUGAAGUUGAUGCAGGAAACAUCAAACCAUACACUUUUGUGGAGAUUAAUGGUCUGAAGUUGGCAUCACCAGAUAAUAUUUAUAGGGUCAUAUACGAGGCACUGAAUGGACAUAGGGUCAGCUGGAAAAAGGCUCUCCACUUGCUAAAUGAGAGAUUUGUAGAAGGAAAGAGAACCGGAGAUGAGGCUGAUCGGCCAUGUAUUUUGCUUAUUGAUGAACUUGAUCUUCUAGUAACCAGAAACCAAUCGGUUCUGUAUAAUAUUCUUGACUGGCCUACUAAGCCACAUUCCAAACUAAUUGUCAUAGGGAUAGCAAAUACCAUGGAUCUUCCAGAGAAGUUACUUCCUCGAAUAUCAAGCCGAAUGGGAAUUCAGAGGCUUUGCUUUGGCCCAUAUAAUUAUCAUCAGCUUCAAGAAAUCAUUUCAAGUCGCCUCAAGGGAAUUGAUGUAUUUGAAAAGCAAGCAGUAGAAUUUGCUUCAAGAAAGGUUGCAGCAAUCUCAGGAGAUGCACGUCGUGCUUUGGAGAUAUGCCGACGUGCAGCUGAAAUUGCAGAUUAUCGAAUGAAGAAGUUAAUUUCUAAUCCUGAUUUUGUUACUCCAGGAAAGGGUCUUGUUGGAAUGGUGGAUGUUGAAGCAGCCAUUCAAGAAAUGUUCCAAGCACCUCAUAUUCAAAUGAUGAAAAGCUGUUCCAGACUAAGCAAAAUUUUCCUGACAGCUAUGGUACACGAGCUUUAUAAUACGGGAAUGGGCGAAACCACUUUUGAAAAGUUGGCAAUGAGGGUUUCAUCCCUCUGUGUCAGCAACGCAGAAGUUUUUCCUGGAUAUGAUACUCUCUUGCAAGUUGGCUGUAAGCUAGGUGAAUGCAGGAUUAUUUUAUGUGAAGCAGGUGCCAAACACAAGUUGCAAAAAUUGCAGCUUAAUUUCCCGAGUGAUGAUGUGGCCUUUGCGCUGAGAGACAGCAAAGAUCUACCUUGGCUGUCAAAGUAUCUCAUGUAG